This is a messenger RNA of Heterocephalus glaber (naked mole-rat), 1218 nucleotides long. The record is from RefSeq and is a predicted model, not a curated record. Lineage: Eukaryota; Metazoa; Chordata; Mammalia; Rodentia; Bathyergidae.
CCACAGCGGAGCACUAAGGCUCGCUUACACAGAGGACCCUGUCCCCCUCCCGUAUCCGGGCAGCCAUCCUGCCAGGGCAGAGGCGCCCUCUUAUCUCGAGGGGAGCAGAAGUGGCGCGAAGAGGGGUCCCCGAGGCGAGGCGGGCAGCGCGAGGCUAGGCCGCCACUCGCGGGAAUAGGACUUCCCGGUCCGGGUCACCCGGUCCAGGCGGAGCAAUUACAGUAGCAACAGCGAUUGCAUCCGACGGCUGAAGGUCAAUUACGGCUUUUCAGAGUGCUUUCUCCCACAGUAAUCAUCACUGUUUACAAAGUUUUCACCGGCUCCCGAGGGAGUCGUCAUUAUCUCCAUUUUACUGGAGAAGAAACGAAGGCUCAGAAGGACUCGUCAGCAGAAACAGUCCUCUAGGUUCCACAUGCGGACUCCAGAGAACCCCUCACCCGCUCCUACAAAUGCCGAAGGAUUCUAAGGAAGUUGGAGCUGGGGAUCCGGAGACUUGAGUCAGGGCUGCGUUGGGGGCGGGUCCCGCUCGGGUGGCCCCGCCCCCGGGCCAACCCGGGAUUCAUCUGCAGAGCUGAUUGGUCCGGAUCGGUGACAGUUCGCGUUGCCCAGGAAACUAGGGCUGGGCACCUUCAGUACUAAAAGGAGGCGGCGGGCCCGGGUCAGGGGCCUGGAGAUCGGGCUUGGGCCCAGAGCAUGUUCCAGAUCCCAGAGUUUGAGCCAAGUGAGCAGGAAGACUCCAGCUCCGAAGAGAGGGCCCUGGGCCCCACCCCCACAGGGGACCGGCUAGGCCCCAGUUCACCAGGAGGCUUCCUGGGAGACAUCAGUCACCAGCAGAGGCAGCUGAUCAGCAGCAGACACCAUGGAGGCACUGGGGCUACGGAGACCCGGAGUCGCCACAGCUCAUACCCCACGGGGAUGGAGGAGGAGGCGGGGAUGAAGGAGGAGCCCAGUCCAUUCCGGGGCCGCUCACGCUCAGCGCCUCCCAAUCUCUGGGCUGCACAGCGCUAUGGCAGAGAGCUCCGGAGGAUGAGCGAUGAGUUCGUGGACUCCUUCAAGGGUCUUCCUCGCCCGAAAAGCGCGGGCACAGCGACGAAGCUGUGGCAGAGCUCCAGUUGGACACGCGCCAUCCAGUCCUGGUGGGAUCGGAACUUGGGAAGAGGAGGCUCCGCCCCCUCUCAGUGAACUUCCGCCCCACAUUCCCUAAACCCACCCCCCACC